Molecule: messenger RNA, 1284 nt
Organism: Marmota flaviventris (yellow-bellied marmot)
Lineage: Eukaryota; Metazoa; Chordata; Mammalia; Rodentia; Sciuridae
Gene: Asf1a
Product: anti-silencing function 1A histone chaperone
Biological process (GO): DNA replication-dependent chromatin assembly
Cellular component (GO): nucleus; chromatin
Molecular function (GO): histone binding
Source: RefSeq, a predicted model, not a curated record
UCCGCGCGGGCCUCCCAGCCCGUAUUCCACUCACUUUGUUCUCCGCCUUUGUCCUAAUCCACACCAGCAGGUGGAGCCGCAGUUAAAGUUUCCGAGUCCAUUCCGGGAGCGGGAGCCUAUCUUGUUUGCCGCCGAGGCCCUCGCUGGAGGAGGAGGGUCAGAGCUCGGGUGCAGCCAAUCGCGGGCAACGCUGCUAGUUAUCAGAGCAGAAUGGGCUGUAGUUUAGUGAAAUAGGAAAGCUGCAAAACACUGUGGAGUGCUCCCGUGUAAAUAAAAAGAGGAAAAAAAAGUUUCUCAAGUCGCCGCUGCACGACGUCGGGCCGGUGCCGGGGCGGGGGUCUGCGCUCUUCCGAGCGGCCGCGCGCUGGACUUUAUUGUGCCGCAACAAGCCCCCGUCCCCAUUGUUUGUGUUUUUUUCAAAAUAUGGCAAAGGUUCAGGUGAACAAUGUAGUGGUGCUGGAUAACCCUUCUCCUUUCUACAACCCGUUCCAGUUCGAGAUCACCUUCGAGUGCAUCGAGGACCUGUCUGAAGACUUGGAAUGGAAAAUUAUCUAUGUGGGCUCUGCAGAAAGUGAAGAAUAUGAUCAAGUUUUAGACUCUGUUUUAGUGGGUCCUGUUCCUGCAGGAAGGCAUAUGUUUGUAUUUCAGGCUGAUGCACCUAAUCCAGGACUCAUUCCAGAUGCAGAUGCCGUAGGUGUAACAGUUGUGCUAAUUACUUGUACCUAUCGAGGUCAAGAAUUUAUUAGAGUUGGCUAUUAUGUAAAUAAUGAAUACACUGAGACAGAAUUAAGGGAAAAUCCACCAGUAAAACCAGACUUUUCUAAGCUUCAAAGGAAUAUUUUGGCAUCUAAUCCCAGGGUCACAAGAUUCCACAUUAACUGGGAAGAUAACACAGAAAAACUGGAAGAUGCAGAGAGCAGUAAUCCAAAUCUACAGUCACUUCUUUCAACAGAUGCAUUACCUUCAGCAUCAAAGGGAUGGUCCACGUCAGAAAACUCACUAAAUGUCAUGUUAGAAUCCCACAUGGACUGCAUGUGACCACCUGCCAUCCCUUUAGUACAGAUUAAGCUAUUAAAAACAGAACUAUUUCCCUGAAAUUCCGUAAGUACAUAGUCAAGACACAAUGUGAAGAAUUUGUUUAAAAACAUCCUGUAGAAAGUUUAUAAGAAAACCAGUAUUUGAGCAAAUUGUGGAAUAUAAAUACAACUAUUUUUAAGUAAUUUUUUUUCUCUAAUGUGUUAUUUUAUUUGUUCUGAAACUAAUCUGAUUAAAGCAUAUAUAUUA